AUCCAGCUCGGAGGCAACGCGGCGCACAACCCCAGCUGGCCAUAUUGUGCACCAGCUCCUCGCAAACCGCCUGCGUCACACCUGAAAAAAAACACACACACACACACACAGAGCAGCGCAGGAACAAUAGAGUCAACCCAUCAAGACGAGUGCACAGAUUCAAAACGCGACUCGACUGAGCUGGUUGGCGUCUCUUCGUGCUGGGAAAAUGGUUAAACUGGGGAAUAAUUUCAGCGAGAAAAAUAACGGGAAGGUGGUUUCUGAAGACGGAUUUGACACCAUCCCUCUCAUAACACCAUUAGAUGCCAGUCAGCUGCAGUUCCCCCCACCAGACAAGGUGGUGGUGAAAACAAAGGCAGAUUAUGACGGCGAGGGCAAGAAGGGAAAGCUACGAUCUCCCAAAAUCGCAGAGUUCUCCAUAAGCAUCAUCGAAGGCGUAUCUGAGCGACUCAAAGUGACCUUGCUGGUGAUCUGUGCCCUGGCUUUCCUGGUGUGUGUGGUGUUCUUGGUCGUCUACAAGGUCUACCAGUACGAGCAGCCCUGUCCUGACAGCUUCGUAUACACGCAAGGGCGCUGUAUGCCGGCCGGGCUGUACGGCAACUACCCCCCUCAGGGCCCUGGGGGCCGCGGACACCUCUUUACCCUCAUCAACCGCUACAACAUGGCCAAGCAGACCAUCACUCGGUCAGUAUCUCCGUGGAUGACCAUCAUGUCUGAGGAGAAGGUCACCCAGCAGGAGACGGAGACUGCCCAGAAACUGGCUUAACCGACCCGGGAUCGGGAGGUGGCUGCCCCUGCUGCAGAAAGAUAAAUAAUAUGGUUGUGCCAUUCAAGCAAACCUCAGAGUCCCGUGACUUUCUGUGGGUGAAACUUCUCUUGCCCGAGGUGCUAAUGCUGCCUUGUUGAUAUCAUUUUGGCCAGCUGAUGAGCACCACAGCAGGAAAUCUGUGGAAAUCUUCAACAUUUUUCAAGUAAAGUGAGGUUUACAGUUGGGUGGAUUCACGGUUUGUUUGAAUAGCAUAUGUUGUUAUUUAUUUACACUUUAAAACAGAGUGGUCAUCGUUGUGUAGGAAAGGCCACAGACACACGAACACCGAUACACACACUCACACUCACCGUCUUUGUACAUACACAUAUGUAACAGAACUCACAAUAGUACUCAGAUUGUGAAAUGACUGUGAACCAUCUCGUGUCUGCGUCGCUUGGUUUAACUCACAUGCACGCACGACUCCAAUAACAAUCAGUUGGCUUUGAUUCGUCUUUUCCCGAUACAUGAAGUAGUCCUGAUGGAGCGGGCCAGACCCCUCGAAGGUCAGGCAGGUGGUACAUUUCUCACUAAGUUUGCAGCAUAUAUUGCCAUUGAUGCCAUCUGUGUGAAAAAUAUUUUACUUUUCAUGAUAUUGUGAAAAAUUGAGGCUUGACUUGAUAAAACGUACCAGCGAAAAGAAAAAAAAAUGUUUUAAAUCGUGUUGUUUUGAGUCGGCCCACACUGCUCUCUGAAUAUAGUCCUGUUAAAGGGUUUUUAGUAUUUAAGUCAUCGGAUCUUUUUAACAGACGUUGAUUGUUUCCACUCAUUUGAACUCUUGGUGAACACCAUGUGCUUUUCUUUGCUGACACGAGACUGAUUUACUAUUUUCUUUUCAUAGCAUACAUUUUAUGCUAUCGUACUGAAUGUUUUUUGCAUUGCUAGUGAAGCCACUGUAUUGUGCAAUGCUUCGCAUUGAUUAACGUCACUAUCGGCGGCUGUUUUCAACCGUCACAGAUGCUAGAGUUAGGUUGGUGUAGUGAAACAAUCUGACAGUAGUUGCUUGUCUCGUUGCUUUUUUCCGUGUUCGUCAUUUAACUGAACCUGUCACAAAUUAUGUACCUUUUCAAACGAUGUAAUGAUUACCAUUGAAGUGCAUUUGCUACAUAAAAAUGUAAAAUGAAAAUUGAAAUAAAGUGCCCACAUUUCA
Molecule: messenger RNA, 1955 nt
Organism: Mugil cephalus (flathead mullet)
Lineage: Eukaryota; Metazoa; Chordata; Actinopteri; Mugiliformes; Mugilidae
Product: neuronal vesicle trafficking-associated protein 1-like
Exons: 5
Coding region: 209-766 (185 amino acids)
Biological process (GO): clathrin coat assembly; G protein-coupled dopamine receptor signaling pathway; endosomal transport
Cellular component (GO): membrane; endosome
Molecular function (GO): clathrin light chain binding
Source: RefSeq, a predicted model, not a curated record